This is a messenger RNA of Diorhabda sublineata, 1206 nucleotides long. RefSeq lists its product as uncharacterized. The transcript has a single exon. The coding region runs from base 1 to 1206 and encodes 401 amino acids. Lineage: Eukaryota; Metazoa; Arthropoda; Insecta; Coleoptera; Chrysomelidae. The record is from RefSeq and is a predicted model, not a curated record.
AUGAGUGCGUUUUCCUGCAACUUUGAAGUUCUUGACUCGGAACAGAUUUGUCACGCCAUUCCAUCCAUUCCUAAAGGUCUAUGGGUAUCUGAACUUCGCGAGAAGAAAAUCGAGUUGACUGACUACAGAGAGGGCUCAAUUGGCAUUCUUGUUGGAGCGGACGUCGCGGGAAAGUUACUCACCGGGAGGCCCGAGGUAUUAAGCUGUGGUUUGGUUGCUAUCGAAACUAGCCUAGGUUGGACCAUAAUGGGCCGCGUUAAUGAGGCUGAGACAAGUUGCAUGGUUAACAUCACUUUGCACUGCGCCCAGGAGUUCGACCCUUCUGAUAUGUGGAGGUUGGAUGUGUUAGGUAUCGAGGACCCCGCUUUGGUUAGUACCAAAGAAGAGACAAAAACGCUUGCGCGUUUGCACUUCUUGGAAACAGUUAAGAUAUUACCUGAUGGACGAUAUGAGGUAUGUCUUCCAUGGUUGAAGGAACAUCCCCCGCUGCCUCGAAAUUUCGAUCUGGUCCGUGGUAGACUUGAAUCGACUCUAGCCAUGUUACGUAACGGUCAUUUGAUGAAAGAAUAUGAAGCGGUGUUUCAAGAAUGGCUGAAAGAUGAAAUUAUUGAAGAGGUACAGCUUGAUAAGUGGGAUUUCGGACAUUAUUUGCCUCACCGAGCCGUGGUUAAGAAAGUCAGUACCACCCGAAUUCGUCCUGUUUUCGACGCUUCGUCCAAAGAGAAAGGUAAGCCUAGCCUGAAUAUGUGUCUAGAAAAAGGGGACAGUUACGUAGCGUUAAUCCCAUCGAUACUUCUACGAUUCAGACUGAACGCAAUAGGCGUUACUUCUGACAUAAGAAAAGCCUUUUUACAGAUUUCUGUUUCGGAAAAGGAUCGUGAUAGCUUGAGGUUCCUAUGGAAGGACGAGGCCGAACAGAUGAAAAUCUACAGUCACAGGAGGGUGGUAUUUGGGGUGACCAGUAGCCCUUAUUUGCUAGGGGCCGUUAUUGACCAUCAUCUCUCAAGGUGUGAGGAAAAAGUGGCUUCAAAAGAGGUUCCUUAUGACCGAUCUGUCAUCUCGCAGCUGCGCAAAUGCUUGUACGUUGAUAACUGUGUGACUUCGGUUGAUGAUGAGAAGGAACUUUUGGACUUCAUGUCGCAAGCCAGGGAAAUUUUUCUGAAAGCAUGCUUUGAUCUUCGUGGAUGGGAAUGGAGCCUCUGUUAA